AUGAAGCUUGUUGUACUAUUGAUUCUAUUUGGUGCAGCUGUGAGUGAUUUAUCAUUAGAAUGGGAUAAAUUCAAACGUGACUACAACAAAAAUUAUGCAUCAGCUGCUGAAGAAAUCGAACGUAAAGAAAUAUUUAUUGAGAAUAUUAAUCGAAUGCGUGCUUAUCAGCAUACUUAUCCCGAUGCAUCAUUCACAAUGGCAAUCAAUUAUCUAGCCGAUCGACGAAUUCAGGAACUUGUAUCAAAGCCAAAGAUUCAUAUUGAAUCUCGACCAACAAUUCGUCAAAGUUCUAUUGAAACAAAGAACUUACCUGAAUCGCUUGAUUGGCGUGAUAAAGGUGUUAUCGGACCCGUAAGUGAACUUGCUGGCGAGAUCGUGACUGCCGUUGUCAGCACUGAACUUGUCGAGAGUCUUCAUGCUAUUCAUACCAAGAACUUCAUUGAAGGCAGCAUCCAACGAGUAUUCGACUGUUGCCCACAACCAGUUGAUACUUUUGACUGUAUACAGAAUAUGAGUGGUAUUUGCCGCAAAAAUGACUAUCCAGAAGCUCUCGGAACAUGCGAACCGAACAAAUGCACACCAUUUACAACGUUCAAUAAAAUCAACAGACUUAUACCAGGUGAUGAAGGUACAAUGUUGAUUUGGAUUCAAGACUCAACACUCUGGGCUGAAAUAGAUGCUACUGGAGUGGGCUUCAUAUCAUAUACCAGUGGUAUCUAUGAUGAUCCCACAUGUUCACAAACACAAGUUGAUCAAGCGGUACAAAUUGUUGGUUACGGUAUCGAAGGUGGUAAACCCUACUGGUUGUGUAAAAAUAACUGGGGUGCGAAAUGGGGUGAUCAAGGUUACAUUCGAAUUGCACGUGGUAAGAAUAUGUGUGCCAUUGCCACUGUAGUCAUACAAGUGGCAAGUACCGAGACGACGACUACUACACAUUAUUCAAGUAGCACUACACAAUUAUCUACGAGUAGUGCUACACAACCAUCUACGGGUAGUACUACACAAUCAUCGACGGGUACAAGUAGUGCUACACAACCAUCUACGAGUAGUACUACCCAAUCAUCUAUGAGUACGAGUACUACUACACAAUCAUCUACGAGUAGGAGUAGUGCUACACAAUUAUAUACGAUUAGCUCAAUCCAUCUUAUGGUUAUAUUUGUGAUGGUGACAGUUGCUCAGACUAUUCUUAUCAAUAACUAA
This is a messenger RNA of Adineta steineri, 1200 nucleotides long. Lineage: Eukaryota; Metazoa; Rotifera; Eurotatoria; Adinetida; Adinetidae. The record is from the annotation of a GenBank genome assembly.